AUGGCAAAACGUAGAUAUGGUUUACGUACCAACUCAGUGGCAGGAAUUCUUAUUGGCAUCAUCAGCGGUAUACUACUGGCCAGUUGGAGUCGGUAUCGAUUCUUCUCUUGCAGAUUGUCUCCGGGAACCUGUUGUAAUUUUCGCCGUCUUCACAACGAUCCGUUGCAGGCGACUGCCUCGCAGUUUUUUGCUUCGUCCACGUCUUCAUCCUCCCGACAAAGCCAGGACCAACAACACGUCGGAGAGGAAGAGCGAUCUGGCAAAAAGUUCAUCUUAGUUGGCGUUAUGACUGCUGAGAAAUACUUAAAUACUCGUGCUACGGCUGCGUAUAAAACAUGGGCCCGGUCUAUUAAUGGAGAAGUAAUUUUCUUCUCUGGCGAGUCUUCGGAAGGUAACGGGGAUAUCCCGAUUGUCGGUCUGGAAGGUGUGGACGACACUUACCCGCCCCAGAAAAAAUCAUUUAGCAUGCUCAAAUAUAUGCAUGAUAAUUACAUUGAUCAAUUCGAAUGGUUUAUGAGAGCUGAUGAUGAUGUCUACAUUAAAGGGGGUCGAUUACAAAGUUUUCUUAGAUCGAUCAACAGUUCACGGGCGCUUUUCAUCGGCCAGGCCGGACUCGGUACCAAAGAAGAAUUCGGCCAACUGAGCCUGGAAGAAAAUGAAAACUUUUGCAUGGGCGGUCCCGGGAUCGUUCUCAGUCAAACGACGCUAAAACGUCUGGCUGGACAUAUAGACCAUUGCCUCAGGAAUAGUUAUACUACACACGAAGAUGUUGAAAUUGGAAGUAGUAACAACGGAAAUCAGACUGAUGCUGCUGAGUUAGGAUGCUGUACCUACUACACUACACAAGUCUGUCCUCCAUCUAUAGCGCUGAAGUUCCCUCUCUCUUCGUCACUCUUCCCUCUUCUCGAAAGUUUUCAUUUACCCACGAUUCGUGCGGGUGUGCGGCAAGACUAG
This is a messenger RNA of Acanthosepion pharaonis, 954 nucleotides long. NCBI's taxonomy places the organism in Eukaryota, Metazoa, Mollusca, Cephalopoda, Sepiida, Sepiidae. The record is from the annotation of a GenBank genome assembly.